UUAAGACAACAAUUCUGAUGGCUAAAGAUCCAAACGGGACACAAAAAGAAAAAAAGAAAAAAAAGAUGUUAUCUGUUUUUAGAGUGACAUUAUCUGUGAAAACAUUGCUUGCCCACUAAUGGCUUUAUUUACAUAAUGAUUCAUCAUAUUGAAGAUGUCCCUCCGCUCUCAUAUUUGAAUGCAUGUUGUCAUUAGGAAUGAAUUUUUUUGUGUCAUUCUCAAGAUUUGUAUGUGUUCUGAAAACAUAAGUAUAAUGGCUUAAUAAAUAAGAAUGUGCCAGUCUGACUUUUUGGUCUAUGAUGAUGUUUACUGUCUUUGGAUAUCAUCUGAUAUAAAUUAGUUAUCUUACAUUAAUAACCUGCAAAGAAGCGAAUGAUUGUAUAUCUGUAUAUUUCAAAAUCAGAAGUAAACACUGUUUGGCAUGUAUUAAUCAAUCCAAAAGCAUGGCACUACAAAAAUUAAAUACAAAAAAAAAGCACCCCAAUCAUGGAGGAAGAGGUCUUGAGAGAAAUUUUGUUGUUCAUGAACCCAUCGAUUCCAUCUAAAGAGCUUGAUCGGUGUCUGAAUGGUUUAAUGAAUAAGAAAUGCAUGUGAAUCAUAUGUGCUUUUCAGUAAAACCUGUGGGAAUUUUUGAUAUAUUUGACAGCCGUCAUUCCCCAAACCGAAAAUGGAAUUUUUAUAGAGCAGCGUUCUAUCCCGUCAGUCAAUUCCAUAACUUGUGGAAUCAACUGAAUGCUGGUGGCUCUAAUUUACUAGUUGCCAUGUUACAUCUAGCAUGCAUAUACCUUUAAGGGAUUGUACUAAAAAUAUAUGUACACAUUUGCAGUACCGUACUCUACUCUGUGUAAACUAAUGCUGUGACGUUUGCAAGUAUUUCAGAUGCAGCAAAUGUGGCCCUGCCAGUGUGUUUCCCUCCCUCUCUGCACAGAUUAUUUUUGGUCUUCCGCUUGUCUCAUCAGAUGUGUGACUUGAAAUGUUCUUCCUUUAUCGACUAUGGCCAGCGAGGCAUUUAGAGUGUGCUGUAAGCGUGAUUGGCUUGAAACUAACUUGGACUGCAACAAAGCACUACAGUUUAUUGAGACCCAUCAGAGCCACAGGAGUGACCAAUCUGACUGAAUCUGUGUAGGCACCUUUCCACUAUCCUGCCAGCAAGCAGAAAUGUUCUUUGCCUCUAUUCCAGUAUGACCCUGGAGUAAGUGACCCGUGCAUAGAGUCACACUACACGUUUUCCACUGGGUUUCUGUGCUUCUACAACAACUUAUGGACAUUUGAUAUUGGGAAGCUAACAAGAUAAAACAAGAAAAAAAGGGACGACCACACCAAAAGAAGAGAGAAAAGAACAGGCCAUGGCUGCGGGGAUGAUUGCUUCUCAAAGUGAACCGUGACAGAAUGGUCGAGUUUAUGAGCAAAGUCAUGCCGCACACGGUCAUCUCAUGCUGGCAGCCUUUCCUGGGAUUGGCCCUCGUGGCUGUUUUUGUGGGUUCUACCCUGGGAUGUCCCUCGCGAUGCGAGUGUUCAGCACAAAGCAAGGCAGUUGUCUGUCACCGUAAGCGCAUGCCCACCAUCCCAGAUGGCAUCCCAACUGAAACAAGAAUCCUGGACUUAAGUAAGAACAAGCUGACAAUGAUCAACCCUGAUGACUUUUUUGCCUUCCCUGGGCUUGAGGAACUUGACCUCAGUGGAAAUAUUAUCAGCUAUGUUGAGCCUGGAGCAUUCAAUGGGUUGUUUAACAUGCACUCGCUCAGCCUCAAAAGCAAUCGAAUCAAGCUUAUUCCUCUGGGUGUCUUCACAGGCUUAGCCAAUCUUACCCGACUGGAUAUAAGUGACAACAAGAUUGUCAUUCUCCUGGAUUAUAUGUUCCAGGACUUGCACAAUCUUAGGUUUUUGGAAGUGGGUGACAAUGACCUGGUUUACAUCUCUCACCGUGCAUUCAGUGGACUUUUAAGCCUGGAGACACUAACCUUAGAAAGGUGCAACCUAACAGUUGUACCCACUGAGGCUCUUUCUCAUCUGCACAACCUGGUCAGCCUGCAUCUACGAUACCUCAGCAUUAGCACUUUACAUCCAUACUCAUUCAAAAAGCUAUUCCGAUUGCGGCACUUAGAAAUUGAUAACUGGCCUUCACUAGACCAUGUGCCAGCUAAUACCCUGCAUGGCCUCAACUUGACAACACUGUUUAUAACCAACACCAACUUGUCCACCUUCCCUUACCUAGCCCUGAAGCAUCUUCCCUAUCUGACACAUCUCAAUCUGUCCUACAACCGCAUCAGGCACAUUGAAGCGGGCAUGCUGAUGGAACUGGUUCGGCUGCGAGAGCUGCAUAUUGUUGGAGCUCAGCUGACCACCAUUGAACAGUAUGCAUUCCAAGGUCUGCGGGGUCUCAGAGUUCUCAAUAUCUCACACAAUCGACUGGAUACAUUGGAAAAGGGCGUUUUUCAGUCUCCUGAGGCUCUGGCGGUUCUUCUCAUUGACAACAACCCCUUAGUGUGUGAUUGCCGCCUCAUGUGGAUCCUGCAGAAGAGGCAUUCCAUCUUCUUUGGGGAUUCACAGCCAGAAUGCAGCACACCUGAGGGCAUUCGUGGACGCCCUUUUAAGGAGUUUAAGGAGACUCUCCUGUCUUAUUAUGUUACAUGUACCAAACCGAAAAUUCGUGAAAAUAAAACACAAACAGUUACUGUAGAUGAGGGUCAGCAGGCUAUGUUGCGUUGCAGUGCUGAUGGGACACCAAGGCCAAUUGUGUCUUGGUUGUCCCCACAUCGCCGAGUGCUAACAAACAGCCAUAGUAGAGUAACCAUCCAUAAAAAUGGUACACUAGAAAUCAAGGCAGCAGAAGUCCAAGACAGUGGAGAGUACCUUUGCCUUGCCUCCAACACUGCUGGAAAUGACACCUUGAAGACAUCAUUGGCGGUGAAAAGUUUAGGAUCACUGUAUGCCAACAGGACCCAGUACUACACAGAUCCCAGCAAUGCCACUGCCAAUGGAACGACUGGUGUGACCCUCGGUUUUGACCUUAAGACUAUUUUAGUGUCAACAGCUAUGGGUUGUUUCACAUUCUUGGGAGUGGUCUUGUUUUGUUUCUUGCUUCUUUUUGUUUGGAGCAGGGGAAAAGGAAAACACAAAAACAAUAUAGAUGUUGAACAUGUGCCACGAUCAAAGUCUAACGGCACUAAUGUUGACUCAGCAGAGGGACAAGCCGGUCCUCGUCGUUUUAACAUGAAAAUGAUGUGACUUCUUUUAUAGAACUAAGAGUCUGGAUUGUGGAAAAGCCCAAAGUACAGUGUAUUUUUUUGAAAACAGAAUGACUGAAUCUUCUCACUGCUACAGGAAGAGUGGUAGUGAAAAGACCUUGGGGCAUCACAAAAUGAUGAGCAUUACCUUAAAUCUGUGGAUCUUGAUAUAGUUCUUGAAUACUGUGUCUCAAAUGAAAAAGAUUUUAGAAUGACUAUCACUGCUGGAAAAACUUCUCAGAUGAGUUGCUCUCAUGAAGACCUGGAUGAAAUAAGUGUCAGUUAUCAACUUUUUGAAAUUUAUAUGUCCCAGAAUCAUUCAGUUUUGGGAUGGAUCUACAGACUCAGUUGAACAAUGUACAUUACAAAUUUGUAUCUAAGCUAUAACCUACUUUGUUUAGUCUUGCGCCAUGCUUAUUCACCAAUCAAUGAAACAUCAUUUCCUAUGUUCUAUAUUUUUCAUAUGUGUACGUAAUGCUUCAUUAUGUACAUGUAUGUACAUAAUCGUUCAAAAGAAUAGUUCAUAGCAAUAUUCAUGGGAUGCACUUGCUAAAAUUGCUAUAACCCUGUUCCACAAGUACAUUCUUCAGGCUUUUGAAGUUUCCAUUGAUUCCAGAAGGGCUUCUAUGGCUAAGUAUUUGUCCUCUGCUCCCCAAUUGAAUAAAUAUUAAUAAAUAUAUAUAUCAUUUAUCAAUAGAAGCACAAGAAAAUGAUUUUAUUCAUGAAAGUAUUAAGAAUUUUGCAAAAUUCAGUCUUCAAAAACUUUUCAGGAUAACAGCUGGAUUGUCAUAACAUUGAGUAUUGGUCAAGCAACCUACAUGAACCACUUUUCUGUCUUAUUUUGUCUAUUUUUAUUCCUUUAACUGUACCUUUGCUAGUUGGCAAACUACAUGUGUCAGUUUUACUACAGUGACAUUUGCAUCAUUUUCCCCAGUAGGAAUUUUGGACUUUGUUGUGGUAGUUCUUCAUUUUGUUGUUGAAUCAUUUAGAUUGUGAAAACAAAAGUAAAAGUAAAAAACUAUGUAUGUGAAAUAAAAAAAAAUGUAUUUGUA
This is a messenger RNA of Haplochromis burtoni (Burton's mouthbrooder), 4279 nucleotides long. It is a transcript of the gene lingo2, whose product is annotated as leucine rich repeat and Ig domain containing 2. The transcript has 5 exons. The record is from RefSeq and is a predicted model, not a curated record. The coding region runs from base 1390 to 3228 and encodes 612 amino acids. Gene Ontology annotation, molecular function: protein binding. Lineage: Eukaryota; Metazoa; Chordata; Actinopteri; Cichliformes; Cichlidae.